Molecule: messenger RNA, 1431 nt
Organism: Carica papaya (papaya)
Lineage: Eukaryota; Viridiplantae; Streptophyta; Magnoliopsida; Brassicales; Caricaceae
Product: scarecrow-like protein 23
Source: RefSeq, a predicted model, not a curated record
AUGGAAAAUCAUAUGGUUGCAGAUCAAGAUGUUGAUGAUGAUCAUGAUCAGGAAGAGCUUUUGAAUCUAAGUCUUGCAAUCGUUACAGACCACGAUCAGAAGAGAAGAUCAAAGAAGAAGAGAAGGGUUGUCUUCAGCACCUCAUCAGCUGCUGAUCAAGAAGAAGGUAAGGUUUUCAAGCUUCUCCAAACCAGAGAACAGAUGUUGAAGAAGAUAUUAAUUGACCAGACGAGGAAACAACAUGAUGAUCGUUACGGCGGUCUCCGCUUGAUCCGUUUGCUUCUCCUAACCGCCACCGCCGUCGACGAGAACAAUGCUGACUCAGUCAUGCGCAACCUCACCGAGCUCUACCAGGCCGUGUCUCUGACGGGCGACUCAGUGCAGAGAGUCGUCGCUUACUUCUCCGAUGGCUUGGCGGCCAGGCUGCUAACCAGAAAAUCUCCCUUCUACGACAUGAUUCUCAAGGACCCCACAAGCGAAGAACAGUUCUUGUCCUUCACUUACCUUUACCGAGCUUCCCCCUAUUACCAGUUCGCUCAUUUCACUGCAAAUCAAGCCAUUUUUGAAGCGUUCAACAAGGAACAAGACGACAACAACCGAGCUCUGCAUGUUAUCGACUUAGAUGUUUCCUAUGGGUUUCAAUGGCCGUCUCUCAUCCAAUCUUUAUCGGAAAAAGCCACCAGCGCCAACAAAAUCUAUUUAAGAAUCACAGGCUUUGGAAGAUCCAUUGAAGAGCUUCAAGAAACCGAGACCAGACUAGUAAGCUUUUCAAAGGGCUUUCACAACUUGGUCUUUGAAUUCCGUGGCCUGUUAACAUCUCCAUCGUCGCCCUUCCAAACUCCUCGGUCUAAAAGAAAGAGAAGUGAAACAGUAGCUGUCAACUUAGUUUUCCAUCUCAACACGUUGGAUUCUUCUAUGAAGAUAUCUGACACGUUAAGAUCAGUCCGGUCUCUUCACCCCUCCAUUGUCACUUUGGUGGAGCACGAAUCGUGCAGCCGGUCUACUCCAAGAAGCUUCCUGUCCCUAUUCAUGGAGUCUUUGCAAUACUUUGCAGCCAUGUUCGAUUCUUUAGAAGAUUGUCUGCCAUUGGAAAGUGCGGAGAGGUUGAGCAUAGAGAAGAACCAUCUUGGUAAAGAGAUCAAGAGCAUGCUCAACUAUGGAGAUGAUCAUCAUCAUGAGAAGAUAGAGACAUGGAAGGGGAGGAUGGAGAGCCAUGGGUUUUCAGGGGUUGAGGUAAGCUCAAGGUCUAUGAUGCAGGCAAAACUGCUGUUGAAGAUGAGGACCCAUUAUUGUCCUCUGCAAUUUGGUGGAGAAAAUAAUUACAUAAAUGGCGGUGGGUUCAGGGUUUUUGGGAGAGAUGAAGGGAAGGCCAUUUCUUUAGGUUGGCAAGGUAGAUGUUUGCUCACAGCCUCUGCAUGGCGUUGUGUAUGA